GUCUCAGACUCACAUGGAAAAUUGUCAGGUCUCAGACUCACAUGGUAAAUUGUCAGGUCUCAGACUCACAUGGUAAAUUGUCAGGUCUCAGACUCACAUGGAAAAUUGUCAGGUCUCAGAAAAUCUUCCUGCAGGUGGCGCUGUUGUCAUGUCCCAUCCAAAUUGAUUUCCAAAUACGUCAUCAACGUGUGACAGUGGGAGAGCGCAAGGUCAUUGACCUCAGCGGAGUUUUACCGCGGUCCAGGCUCCUAACGACACAAGCAAAUGGACAAGCUGAAAGCUUACGAGCAGCUGAAAAAAGACCUUGAAAAUGGCGAGAUUACCCAAAAAGGCUUUGAUAACAACGUAAAAAAGCUCCUGGCAGCAGAAAAAUCAGAUGACACUCCUUCAACAAGUGGCAAUGAAUUUCUCAGUGCAGCAGAGGCCUUUGGUAAAGCCAAGAAACUACUACAGCCUCAAGUAAAGAAAAGGCAAUUUCCAUUGAAUGAUAAACGUUUGGACCAUGGCAAAUCAUUAUUGAAGGUCAGAAUGGCUCCCAUGGAGUGGAAACCAAGAACUCCGAGAAGGUGUGGACGGUACCAGAAGUUAAUAAUGGACGAAGCUCCACCUCGAAUCAUCCUGCAAGGCCAUGAAACCUAUGAUGAUUUAAUUACCAUAGCCAAAGAACGCUUCUGGCCAGAGCGUACUGAGGGGAGUGAGUUCACUCUUUGUCAUUCUGACGGGACCAGGUGGAGUAAGGAGGAUUUCCACAAAGAAUACAGAACUGUUUCUGAUAUUACACAUCUGUGGAAAAGAACACUAUACAUCGGGCGAAGACAACUGGAGGUCGUGUGUUUGGAUGAUCAAAGUUCCAUCUCAGAUGAAGACCCUGUAACUAAAGUGGGUGGUGAUGAAAGUUGCAGUUUAGAUGAACUUCCUGAAACCCUCAUAGGACAAAAUGUUGCAGAACAGUGUAUCUUCCACGUGUUCCAUAUGUGGAAGAGGCUUUAAUUACAUACAGCGAGGACAAUCUACUGGGAGAAGGGACAUUUGGCAAGGUAUAUAGAGGUUCUUUUCAUGGUACUCCAGCAGCUGUUAAAAGGAUCGUGUGUGGCCAACAAGGGAUGGAGGACAGCGACAUUCAUCAUGAGAUAAAUGUUUCACUGAGACUGUCUCACCCCAACAUCGUCAGACUAAUGGCAGUUGCCCGCACUGAGUCCUGCUUUUUGUUGGCAGCUGAA
This is a messenger RNA of Oreochromis niloticus (Nile tilapia), 1220 nucleotides long. RefSeq lists its product as uncharacterized. The record is from RefSeq and is a predicted model, not a curated record. The coding region runs from base 265 to 990 and encodes 241 amino acids. Lineage: Eukaryota; Metazoa; Chordata; Actinopteri; Cichliformes; Cichlidae. The transcript is spliced from 11 exons.